CUCACCAUGUCUUCUCACAAGACUUUCAGAAUCAAGCGAUUCCUGGCUAAGAAACAAAAGCAAAAUCGUCCUAUUCCUCAGUGGAUUCGGAUGAAAACUGGCAACAAAAUCAGGUACAACUCCAAGAGAAGACACUGGAGGAGAACGAAGCUGGGUCUGUAAGGAGUCAACAAUGAAUGACAAAACAAUUCAUGAUGAAUCGUGAU
Molecule: messenger RNA, 206 nt
Organism: Alexandromys fortis (reed vole)
Lineage: Eukaryota; Metazoa; Chordata; Mammalia; Rodentia; Cricetidae
Product: 60S ribosomal protein L39
Exons: 1
Coding region: 7-162 (51 amino acids)
Biological process (GO): translation
Cellular component (GO): cytosolic large ribosomal subunit; ribosome
Molecular function (GO): structural constituent of ribosome
Source: RefSeq, a predicted model, not a curated record